UCAGCUCUGCCACCAUCGGGGAAAUGAGUCACAGCACGUCUGGGCGGAUUCCAUACCUGGCGCCAGAAGUACUGGCCAAUUUUGGCAAGAAGACCAUAUGGUAUAACUCUAAGGCUGACAUAUGGUCCUUGGGAAUAUCAGCACUUCAAAUGGCGGAAGGCUAUUACCCAUUCAGCAGAUUUCCCCAGCAAAAACUCAUGAAACGCAUCAUGCACGGACCUGCGCCAGUAUUAUUGUGGGACAAAUGGAGCGACAACUUCCAUUCAUUCGUCAGCCAUUGCCUCCAGAAGGAUCCAGCUUGGAGGCCGUCUGCUGGAAAGCUCUUAUCACACCCCUUCAUUUGUAAGAUCUUUAAUGAAAGGGGUGUGAAGAGCAAUAUCAAAUGGCACCUGCAGUGAGAAGACUGAAGCACUGAAGUUCCAGAACAUCAUAGCAGCCAUCGGGGGAGGGACGGGGGCACAACUGCAGGGCCCUUAUGUCAUCUUUGGGCCCCGCAGACUUGGGGCAUGUUUAACAUUGGCGAUAAAUAUCGGGAGAGAUUUCGGGAGAUGUUGCCCAUGACAACCAAUGUUAAACAUGCCCCUUGGUCCCGAUGGCGGCUAAUUGACAACAGCGGCUGAUUGACAUCAAUAUGAUCUUGUACAUUAUAAAAAACAAUAAACAUCUUAAAAUAUCAUUGACCUGUAUUGUAUGUUUUUA
Molecule: messenger RNA, 699 nt
Organism: Xenopus laevis (African clawed frog)
Lineage: Eukaryota; Metazoa; Chordata; Amphibia; Anura; Pipidae
Product: serine/threonine-protein kinase dst3-like
Exons: 5
Coding region: 24-398 (124 amino acids)
Source: RefSeq, a predicted model, not a curated record